Molecule: messenger RNA, 1332 nt
Organism: Dermochelys coriacea (leatherback sea turtle)
Lineage: Eukaryota; Metazoa; Chordata; Testudines; Dermochelyidae
Product: E3 ubiquitin-protein ligase TRIM7-like
Molecular function (GO): protein binding
Source: RefSeq, a predicted model, not a curated record
AUGCAGUCACGCCCCAGUCAGCAGGGGUCCCACUGCAACAUGCUGACCUUCCUCGGGUGUAGCAGCCACCUCAGCCUGGCCCUGGUUCUGCUCCCUUGUAGCCAGCAGCAGCAGUGGCCGGCCAGGGAGCGCAGCCUGGAGCUGCAGGGGGCAAGCACUCUCCUAUUGACCCAGGGCGGUGUGGACCUCAUGGAACAAAUUCAAACCCAAUUGAACACACUGAAGCAAGAGAGAGGAGAACUUCUGGAGUGGAAACAGGAUGCAGAGACGCAAAGCCAGGAAUAUCUGGGAAAGAUAGAAGCUGAGAGGCAGAAAAAGUCUGAAUUUGAGCAACUGCGGCAGUUCCUGGAUGAGCAAGAGCGACUCCUGCUGGCCCAACUGGAAGAGCUAGACAAGGAAAUUGUGGAGAUACAGGAUGAAAAUGUCACCAAACUGUCUGAGGAGAUUUCCCGUCUCAGUGACUUGAUCAGUGAGAUAGAAGAGAAGUGUCAGCAGCCAACAAGUGAAUUCCUGCAGGACAUCAAAAGCACCUGGAGCAGGUGUGAGAAGGUGAAGUUCAAGAAACCAAUGGCUGUGUCACAGGAUGUGAGAGAGAAAGUUGGCGUCUCUUCCCAAAGAAAUGUUUGUCUACAGGAGGCUCUGAAGAAAUUCAAAGAGACCCUGCCCUAUCAACUGAACUUUCUGAUCUUUCUGAAAGAGGUGCAGGCCACUCCGGAUCCAGACCUGGGAAUUCCCCGUUCUGUCGUGUCCACAGAUGAGAGUGUGAUACAGAAAUACCAAGACACGGGAUAUUUAGUAACACAGAACAGGUUUUACCCUGCUGCCUGUGUGCUGGGCUAUGAGGGCUUCACCUCAGAUAAGUGGCAAGUGGAGGUGGGGAACAAACAUAAUUGGGUUUUGGGUGUUGCCAAAGAGUCUGUGAUACAUGAGGGAGCGACAAGCUGUACACCAGAGGAGGGGAUCUGGGCUUUGCAGACUACAGGGAAUGAGUACUCGGCCCUCACUCCCGAGACUGCUCUGGCCCUAACUCGUAGCCCCAGUAACAUUGGGGUUUAUCUGGAUUAUGAAGGGGAGAAAGUUACAUUUUAUGACAUUACAUCUUCUGGCAGAGAGCUGAUCUUUACUUUCACAUCCUCUUUCACUGGGAAGAUCAUCCCCUUCUUUGGCAGCCGGCGUGUAGAAUUUCAGAGUUCACUGGUAAGCAUGCAAUUAGGUGUUCACUGGCCGGCAUACCAUUAAGACCUGUGACAGAGGAGCAGGGAUCACUCAAUAUGAGAUAUCUAAAGUAGAGCAAAGACAUAGGUAAUAUAUAAAUUCUAACUAUCACACUUU